AUGGAGACAUUGCAGUUUUCACUUCCCAUCUUGCCAAAUAUGAAAAAGAAGAGUCAGGCUAUGCAUUUAGUACCAAAUAAUCAGAAAACCAAUCCAAAAUAUUCACCCAUAGUCAUCUCAUGCUUGUCAUAUCGACCCGAGGAUCACAUUUCGUUCUUCCCACCAUCAAAUCAGAAUGUUGCAGCCAUUGUGUUUGGAGAUGGGUCAGCUACUCAACUUUACCCUUUAACAAAGAGAAGAUCAAAAGGGGCUAUGCCCAUUGCAGGAAACUACAGACUAAUUGAUGCAGUAAUAAGCAACUGCAUUAACAGUAACAUAAACAAGAUAUACACUCUUACACAGUUCAACUCCACGUCUCUCAAUUCCCACCUCACAAAAGCUUAUUGCGGAGCAGGUCUUGGGAAAGAGGGACUUGUAGAGGUUAUUGCAGCGUUUCAGAGUUCCGAGCACAAGGGCUGGUUUCAGGGAACAGCUGAUGCAAUAAGGAAAUGUUUAUGGCUUCUAGAAGAAUACCCGGUUUCUGAGUUCUUAAUCCUCUGUGGUCACCAUCUGUACCAAAUGGACUACCAGAAACUCAUUGAAGCCCAUCGGAAGAAACGGGCUGAGAUAACUUGUGCGGUAUGCACCCCAAGGCGAGACAGGGAUCCGGGAUUUGGGUUUUACAAAAUAGAUAAUAAUGAGAAUUAUGUAAUCGAAACCAAAAUGUCCUUAUCAGUAGAAAGCAAAGGGGAAAAGGAUUUUAUUUCAGAUAAUAUUUUGUCUGGUAUGGGAAUUUACAUAAUCAAUAGAGAUACGAUGAAAAAGCUGCUCAUAGAAUAUUUCCCCGAAGCAAAUGAUCUACAAAAUGAAGUAAUUCCUGCUGCAAUGUCACUAGGACUGAAGGUUCAUGUUUAUAAGUUCAAUGGGUACUGGGAGGACAUGGGAAGUAUCAAAUCCUUCUACCAAGCAAACAUGGAAAUCGUAAAGAAAACAAGCAUGGCAUUCAACUGCUUCUACGACAGAGGUUCUCCUCUGUAUACAUUGCCUCGAUCUCUGCCACCAACUCUAAUGACCGACGCUGUAGUAACAAAUAGCAUAAUUGGAGGUGGCUGCAUUCUCAAAAGAUGUAACAUCAGAAGUACAGUCAUUGGUCCAAGAACAAGGGUUGGAGCAGGAGCAGUAAUUGAGGAUUCAAUACUGAUGGGCUCUGAUGUAUAUCCCAUACAAGAUGGGCAGGGCCAAAGCAAGAAGAAUGGGGAUAUUCCGAUUGGUAUAGGAGAGUUUUCACAAAUACGGAAAGCCAUAAUAGAUAAGAAUGCAAGGAUUGGUGAGAAUGUCAUGAUCAUAAAUAAGGACAAUGUCCAAGAAGCUAACAGGGAAGCUUGCGGUUACACCAUCACAGCUGGGAUAGUAGUGAUUCUAAAAAGUGCAAUAUUACCAGAUGGAACCAUCAUUUGAGUGUUAUA
Messenger RNA from Impatiens glandulifera, 1445 nucleotides. RefSeq names its product inactive glucose-1-phosphate adenylyltransferase small subunit 2, chloroplastic. Bases 1 to 1437 code for a protein of 478 amino acids. Lineage: Eukaryota; Viridiplantae; Streptophyta; Magnoliopsida; Ericales; Balsaminaceae. The transcript is spliced from 9 exons. Gene Ontology annotation, biological process: glycogen biosynthetic process. The record is from RefSeq and is a predicted model, not a curated record. Gene Ontology annotation, molecular function: glucose-1-phosphate adenylyltransferase activity.